AUGUCCUUCCAAAUCCAAACAGUCCCAACGAAACCAUACCAGGAUCAAAAGCCUGGUACCUCAGGUUUGCGUAAGAAGACCAAGAUCUUCAAGGACACCCCUAAUUACACUGAAAAUUUCAUCCAAGCUAUCAUGGAUGCUAUCCCAGAAGGCUCUAAGGGUGCCACUUUGGUGGUUGGCGGUGAUGGUCGUUACUAUAACGAUGUCAUUCUGCAUAAGAUUGCCGCCAUUGGUGCUGCUAAUGGUGUCAAGAAGUUGGUUAUUGGUCAAAGAGGGUUAUUAUCCACCCCUGCUGCUUCUCAUAUUAUGAGAACAUACGAGGAAAAGACUCAAGGUGGUAUUAUAUUGACCGCCUCUCAUAAUCCAGGUGGUAUUAAAAACGAUAUGGGUAUCAAGUUUAAUUUAUCCAAUGGUGGUCCAGCUCCAGAACCUGUCACUAACAAAAUUUGGGAAAUCUCCAAGAAGAUGACUUCCUUUAAGAUUAUUAAGGACUUCCCAGAAUUGGAAUUAGAAACUUUGGGUAAGAACAAAAAAUACGGUCCUUUACUCGUGGAUGUCAUUGAUACCACUAAGGCUUACGUCGAAUUCGUGAAGCAAAUCUUCGAUUUUGAUCUAAUUAAGAAAUUCGUUCAUAAGCAACGUGAUACUAAACACUGGAAAUUGUUGUUUGAUGGUAUGAAUGGUGUCACAGGUCCAUACGGUAAGGCCAUUUUCGUCGAUGAAUUAGGUUUGCCAGCUGAUGAAGUCUUACAACAAUGGCAUCCAUCUCCAGAUUUCGGUGGUGUUCAUCCAGAUCCAAAUUUGACAUACGCUAAGGCUUUAGUAGAUAGAGUGGAUCGUGAAAAUAUUGAAUUUGGUGCCGCCUCAGAUGGUGAUGGUGACAGAAAUAUGAUUUAUGGUGCUGGUCCAGCAUUCGUGUCGCCUGGUGAUUCAGUCGCUAUCAUUGCUGAAUACGCUGCUGAAAUCCCAUAUUUUGCUAAGCAAGGUAUUUACGGGUUAGCUCGUUCAUUCCCAACUUCAAGUGCCAUUGAUCGUGUCGCUAAGGCUCACGGUUUGAAUUGUUAUGAAGUGCCAACAGGUUGGAAGUUCUUCUGUGCCUUAUUCGACGCUAAGAAAUUGUCUAUCUGUGGUGAAGAAUCGUUCGGUACUGGUUCCAACCAUGUCAGAGAAAAGGAUGGUAUUUGGGCCAUUCUUGCCUGGUUAAACCUUCUUGCCAUUUACAACAAACAUCACCCAGACAGAGAUGUCUCUAUUAAGAUUAUUCAAGAUGAAUUCUGGAAUAAAUAUGGUCGUACAUUCUUUACUCGUUAUGAUUACGAAAAAGUCGCCACUGAAGAUGCCGCUAAGGUUAUUGACAAUUUGAGAAAACAUGUUGAAAGUAAGACUUUUGUAAACCAUAAGUUCCCAACUGAUGAAUCUUUGACCGUUGUGGAAGCAGGUGAUUUCUCAUACACUGAUCUUGAUGGUUCUGUCUCUGCUCAUCAAGGUUUGUUUUUCAAGUUGUCCAACGGUGCUAGAGUUGUCGUGAGAUUAUCUGGUACUGGGUCUUCAGGUGCCACAAUUAGAUUGUACGUGGAGAAAUACACUGAUGACAAGAGUGUAUACGGUCAAAAUGCUCAAGUUUAUUUGAAGCCUGUCAUCCAAUCUGUUGUUAAGUUUUUGAACUUCAAGGAAUUCAUUGGAACUGAAGAACCAACUGUCCGUACUUGA
Molecule: messenger RNA, 1710 nt
Organism: Naumovozyma castellii
Lineage: Eukaryota; Fungi; Ascomycota; Saccharomycetes; Saccharomycetales; Saccharomycetaceae
Gene: PGM2
Product: phosphoglucomutase PGM2
Exons: 1
Coding region: 1-1710 (569 amino acids)
Source: RefSeq, a predicted model, not a curated record